AUGGAUGUGGCGCCGUCGGCCCAAAACCACGAAAAUGCACCUGGUUCCUGGCAUCCUGCGAUGAGGCCCAAUUCACAUCAACUGGACGAGGCAAAUGGGGAGCAGACGGAUCAAAGUCCUCCAACGCCAUUGCCUUCUGCGGACAACAAGUAUGAAGGGGAACCGUUGGAUAAGCCACCUGGCGGUUUGAAAGAUACCGGACAACCAGAGGAUGAAGUGCUUCUACCUGUCGAAGAGGAUGACCAGAAUACCACAAGCGUGGACAGGACGGCUCAAUCAGACAUUCGGGUUGACCGUGAUCCAAAUGACCUGCCAGAUGAUGUGGAUGGGCAAACAGAGUACGCUGAGAAGCAAAAAGCUGGCCUUUCUGAGGGAGCGCUGGGCAACCUCUGGGAAGGUGCAGGAGCUGGCACCAGCUUGUCAGACUCUCACUCUCAAUUUGGACCAUCCGGAGACAGUCUAUCGCACGACUUGUGGCAAGAAGGCAAUGGUGCUCAAACAGAAUUGGCAACACUCACAGGAUUUGCCACGGAGCCAACUGAUAUUGGGAAUGCUCUAGGAGGCAAAGAAGAGAUGGCCAAGGCUUGGGACUCGGAGCCUAGCUAUGCAGAAGACCUCAGACCAGGCGAAAUCAGUCGGACCAAUUCAUUUCCGCGAGUGCCACCCUUACGGCAGACCGAAAUCAUCCCAUCGCAUUCUCUGUCGCAUUCGCAAGCAGAGGAUAUUAUGGAAGCCGAUAACAGUGCGGAGUCAAUCGAUCGUCAAUCUUCGUUGGACACCUUAACUGCCUCGACUCCGAAUGCUGGCACCCUGCUGCGGCCUUUCGAUUCAACUGGAGACGAGGAUGAGAGCUUUUUCGCCAAUCCAAACGCUGUCCACGCGGUCGAUCCAAUUGUGCAGGCCGACGAACAGUCCAGAUUCGAAGAGGGUCUACCGCUGAUGCCAUCACAUUCACCCAAGCAUUCUGCUAUGAAAGGUUCAACUCGUAGUCCGGAUGCACGAAGAUACAGUAAUGCUGAAGGCGACGACGAUAACGACUUCUUCGACAAAACGUCUCUAUCACCGUCAGACGAGACAUCAUCAUUCAGGCCGCAAGCCUUGGAUCGCAAGUCUACAAUACAAGUUCUUGACUCAUUACAUUACGCGCCCCACAGCGCCACUCAUGGAGAACCCCAGAGCACUGAAGAAAGGCUAUCGUUGGCUAAUUUGACAGGUGGAGGGAUUGCGGUCUCUGCGACCACGGUCAAGUCUCAAAUUUUUGCCGAACAGCAGAUGGAUACUACCGAGGCACAGCCAAAGGACGAAGAUCUUGCAGAAUUGUGGAAGGCUGCUUUGGGUGAUGAUGACCUCCUUGAAGACAAUGAGGAACCCCUGGAUCCAUCCUCGUUCUUUGAAGAUGAUGGCGAGGGUUUCCUCGAAGGCAGUGAAAACCAGACAGAAACCCGGAUGCAAGCAAUACCAUCACCCCCAACUCUUGAGCCGGUUCAUGGUUCAGAUGGUAGGCUGCAGGGGUUUGGCCAGAUCAGUACUAGACACUCUUCAUCACGUGACAAGUAUCUGCCAGUCUCAACUUCUCAAUCUUUCACGGUCUCCCCCACGUAUGGUUCCGGUCUUAGCAACGGUGCACCGGCCCAUCAACCGUCGCGCAUAACAUCCGACCUUAAUCACUCGGUCCCUGCACCGAACGGAUUUGCAGACACAAAUAGGGAGCAUACUUAUGCUGCUCAGACGUCUUCUUCAAGACCUCAAAUGCCGCCUUCAACGCAGAGCUUUGCAGAUAAGUCCAAGGGCGGUUAUACAUCGCCAUACGACCUCCCCAUGGAUGUAAAUCGCCCAAAGAAGCGCACUCCUUACCAGCAGUUGCGUCCGAACUCUGAUGCUCAAGUCGCAGCGGCUCGACCUCCGCCGCCAAGAAGUAGCAGCAUGUUCACCGGCGCACUGCCACCCCUUCAUGCUGAACCCCCAGUCCCGCGUCUCCCCAGCGUAGUGUCAUCUGUACCCACAGGUAACGGUUUGCCUCCGCUCAAAGCUUCGCCUAGCAUGGGUACCUUUUUCGAAGAAUUGCCCUCCAGUAAACCUCGUCCAUCAAGUAGCAUGGGCCGAGUAGCACAUCCGAGUUCUCAGCCAAGUCCACCUCCAACGAUGUCACUUCAGCGUGAUCCCCCGCGGCAAGUCUCAAUGACAAAACAGCCAUCUUCAGGGAUUUCCAGCUCCUCCCAACAAUAUCAGCUUCUGCCACCUGAAAGGAUGAGCCCUUAUGCAAACGUCUCGCAGUCAGAGCCUGUAAGCCAAAUUCUGCCAGUAGUCAACGCGAGAUACUCUCCUGCUCCGUUACAGCAAUCGAACGUUCCGCCGCCUCGGAAUCGAUAUGCUGCAUCACCAUCACUUGUUGGUCGUCCAGUCCCUUCACAAAACUUGUCUUUCCAACCUCGUACUUCAAGCCCGCUUGCACAGAAUAGCGCGUUGCCGCAAGGCAACCAUCGAACAUCCGUUUCUGACCCUUCGUUGCACCGGCCAAUGUCGAGCGGAAGACAAGCCGUAUUAGCCCAAGACUCAGUGUCUCUAAGCUCUGACCCGAGCCACCAGAAUGCCAGCAUCAAGGAACCGAACGCAAAGCAGAAUGAGAGCACUGGCAGGCUCGAGAACAACUCACAACUCAGAGACCUGCCUCCGCCUUUGGCCCCUACCCACUAUGCACCUCUCAGCAAUUUUCCUUCGGACUCAUCCUAUGUUAUUAACACACCAGACGCCGAUCGUACGUCGUCGGAUGGGUCUGCAUCCUUUCAACAGCCUCAAAAAUCGCCAACGAAUGCCUCUGGAACUUCUGCUCGUGGGCCAUCACCUCGAAGAUCCCAAUCGCAGUCACCAGGCACUGGCAAGUACAACCCAGAGCUGCCUCAAAGCAUGCAAAAUCAAUAUCAGCGGCCAGCCUCUGUCAACAACCACGUGUCAUUACCAUCUGCAGAGAGUAGACCGAUACCGAAUCAAAUGCGACCACGCGAAAGGACCUUUUCCAAGGAUCUUACUUACAUCAAACCGUCUGAUGGUCGGGAAACGGACCAUCUCGAGCGCUGGAAAGGAUGCCCAAUCAUUUCUUUUGGUUUUGGUGGUACAAUUGUAACAAGCUUUCCGAAGCAGGUUCCUCGCUACGCGGCAGGCCAAAACACACCGAUGAUCAAGUGUAGCCCUGGGGAGGUUAAAAUCUUAGAUGGCAAGAUUCUUCCUCUCGAUGAAGAUGUUGCGACCUUUCCCGGGCCUCUGAGGUCCAAAAGCAAAAAAAAGGACGUCCUGGACUGGCUGCAAAGACGAAUUGCUCACCUAGAAAGCAGCGGGGCCGGCCAAAUCAGAAGCGCAACUCUCCCAGAUCCAAGAAAGCGUCAUGAGGAAAAGAUGUUGUUGUGGAAAAUUGUGCGAGUUGUGGUUGAGCAUGAUGGUGCGGUCGAUGGCAACGCUUCCGCCGAAAAUGCCAUCAGACCAAUACUUUCUCCAGAACUGACGGUGGGAGACACUGCGUCCCUUCCUCCCCGAUAUAUCAAUUCACCACUUCUGGGCAUCUCACGGAACAGUGGCUCUCGUAUUAUUCCGGAUCCCGUGAAGCCAGAGACGAUGGAAGGUCUGCGCAAGCUCCUAUUGCACGGCGAGCGAGAGAAAGCCGUCUGGCAUGCUGUUGACAAUCGAUUAUGGGCUCAUGCAAUGUUACUAGCCUCUACGCUGGAAAAAAAUGUGUGGAAACAAGUAUCCCAAGAGUUUGUGCGCCAGGAAGUCAAGACCUCUGGAGACAACACCGAGUCACUAGCUGCGCUCUAUCAAAUCUUCGCUGGGAAUUGGGAUGAGAGUAUGGACGAGCUUGUGCCACCAUCUGCUCGCGCUGGUCUUCAGAUGGUAAGUAAGACUGCCACCACUGGACCUACGAAGAAUGCACUCGAUGGCUUGGACCGGUGGCGAGAAACCUUGACAUUGAUUCUGAGCAAUCGCAGCGUUGAUGAUGGAAGAGCUUUGGUGUCACUGGGACAGUUACUUGCCGGCUAUGGGAGAACUGAAGCAGCGCACAUCUGUUAUAUCUUCGCCAAGUCGCCUGGACUCUUCGGCGGACCUGAUGAUUCCCAAGUGAGCAUUGCUCUUCUCGGGGCCGACCAUUUGCAGCGGCCCUUCGACUAUGGCAGAGAUUUGGACAGCAUACUCCUUACAGAAGUCUACGACUUUGCCCGUACAGUGCUUGCACCGUCUUCUGCUGCGACGGUAUCACCGCACCUACAGUCAUAUAAGCUAUAUCAUGCGAUGAUCUUAGCUGAGAAUGGGUACAAAUCAGAAGCACAACAAUAUUGUGAGGUUAUCACGAGCGCACUGAAUUCGACCACCAAGCGAUCACCGUACUACCAUAGUCUCUUGUUUGGAGCCUUAGAAUGCCUAGUGGAUAGGCUUCGUCAAGCACCACGAGAUAGUUCUGGAUCAUGGAUAUCGAAACCCAGCAUCGAUAAAGUUUCAGGUUCUAUAUGGGCGAAGUUCAAUCAAUACGUGGCUGGGGACGAAAGCGAUGCUGCAUCCACAGGAUCUGGCAAAGCACUCGAACAAGAUGUAGGGCCAUUCGCGAGAGUUGCUGGCGACUCGCCCAACCUUAGUCGGACUCCAUCUUCAAGCGACAUGUACACCACUUAUGCUCCAGGGAUUGGAGUCAGCCCACCAGCCCAUAUAGGCAAUCUUUCGAAUUCUCGAUAUGCGCCAGCUGGUCCUUAUAUCCCCCGGCCUUCUCUAGAACAAUCGGGUAAUUCUUCACAGGAUCAUCAAAGAUCAACACAGGCACAGAACGACUCUCUUCGACCAGGGUUUGCCCCACAGCAAUACCAAUCUAGACCUGUGUCAUCUACUGGCUCUUACCCUGAGUCGUAUAAACCAUCAUCUCAGCCAUCGAGCUAUCCUCCACGUACUGAAAGCUAUCUACCAACACCGCCUUCACAGCCGGAGCACAUGCGUAUCGCUCCGCCCGAAGAUCCGUUAUUGUCUCUCUACCAACAAGAUUCUUAUCGGCCGACUCCGCCUUUGAAGCCGGAGCCAUCUCGCGAACAGUUUCAGUCCCUACUCCAAUCUGAAUCGGCUGGGGAUUAUCAGCCGUCUUCGACGACUUAUGAACCUCCAUCAUACACAUACGAGCCCCCUUCGACGAGCGGCUAUGAGCCACCGCCUAUAGACAGCUACAAUCCGCCCGUGUACGACCCUUAUGUUCCACAGGCUGGAGAUUCCCCAGUUGAAGAAAACCCAAAGAAAAAAUCUUCCAUGGACGAUAACGAUGGCGAUGACUUCAAUGCGCGGGCAGCUGCUCUUCGGAAAGAAGAGAAGGCGCGAAAGGAUGGAGAGGCUGACGAGGCCUUCAGAAGAGCCGCCGAAGCGGAUGCGCAGAAGGACAAGGCGCCCAAGCUUAAGAGCAAAAAGUCUGGAUGGUUCGGUGGCUGGCUCGGCAGCAAGAAAGAGGGCGAUGCUACUGAAGCCCACGGCACGCCCAAUGCACCUAUCAAAGCUAAGCUCGGCGAACAAAACUCCUUUUACUACGAUUCCGAAAAGAAGAGAUGGAUCAACAAGAAGGACCCUGAUGGAACCGCUGCAGCCGCCCCUGCACCACCACCACCCAAAGGUCCGCCUUCCAGAGUGGUCAGCGCAGCUGGACCUCCUCGGCCGAGUAGUACCGCACCUCCAGCAGUGCCUCCACUUCCCACGGCGAUGGCUACUCCGCCUAUCAAUGUCACUAGGCCGAUGACUUCGAAUCCGCUAUUAUCUAACCCUGCAUCUCAGUAUCCGUCACGAAGUCCGUCGCCGGCCGUGAACGCCCCAACCACUACUGAGGAGGCAUCAACCGACCCAAGCGCGGCAUCAAUGCUCUCGGCUACAGGUCCAUUGUCCGGACCGCCUUCGGCUCCCCCAUCAAGACCAGCGACGGGAAUGAGCGGUGCGAGUAGUAUUGAUGAUUUGAUUGGAGUACCGCAGGCCAGGAAGGGCGGAACGGUCAGGAAGGGGAAGAAAGGCAGGGGGUAUGUCGAUGUAAUGGCGAAAUAG
Messenger RNA from Letharia lupina, 6045 nucleotides. RefSeq lists its product as uncharacterized. Gene Ontology annotation, biological process: autophagy; COPII vesicle coat assembly; Golgi organization. The transcript is spliced from 2 exons. Lineage: Eukaryota; Fungi; Ascomycota; Lecanoromycetes; Lecanorales; Parmeliaceae. The record is from RefSeq and is a predicted model, not a curated record. Gene Ontology annotation, cellular component: endoplasmic reticulum exit site; ER to Golgi transport vesicle membrane. The coding region runs from base 1 to 6045 and encodes 2014 amino acids.